AAAUCAGAUGCAGCUUGGCCUUCAUCUUUGCCUAUAAAUUCAAACCAAUAUUGCAAGAAACAAGCAAUCAAAGCAAACAGACACGAGCAUUUCAGAACUCAUGACCUCAAAGACUCUUCUCUUUGCAGUUGUCUUGUUGAUGAUUGCUUCUGCAUCCUCAGCACAAGCUCAGCUCCUUGGUCUCAGUCAGCUGCUCAUCAAUGGCACAGUUCAUUGCAGCGUUGGCCCUGGUUCAGCCAACACUGCUGUGUUCCCAAAUGCUGGAGUGCAGCUACAGUGUGGAAGCAAUGUAGUUUCAACUACAACUACAAACUCGAACGGAGCCUUCAGUAUGCAACUGAGCUUCAUAUAUAACUUCUCUUUUGUCGACACUCUUGAACAAUUGCAAGCUAGUAGUCACAACUCCUCUCUCCACCUGCGAUGCUCCGCUCCCAACUAGUGGACUGCUUCAGUCAGCUCUCCAACUGCUUAAUGGU
Messenger RNA from Asparagus officinalis (garden asparagus), 476 nucleotides. Its product is annotated as phylloplanin. The record is from RefSeq and is a predicted model, not a curated record. The transcript is spliced from 2 exons. Bases 101 to 439 code for a protein of 112 amino acids. Lineage: Eukaryota; Viridiplantae; Streptophyta; Magnoliopsida; Asparagales; Asparagaceae.